Dreissena polymorpha is the source of this 2321-nucleotide messenger RNA. RefSeq lists its product as uncharacterized. NCBI's taxonomy places the organism in Eukaryota, Metazoa, Mollusca, Bivalvia, Myida, Dreissenidae. The record is from RefSeq and is a predicted model, not a curated record. The transcript has 4 exons. The coding region runs from base 1504 to 2106 and encodes 200 amino acids. Gene Ontology annotation, molecular function: protein dimerization activity.
AAUUUAAUCUUUGUGUUACUUCGAACCCGAGAUGACUUUUGCGAACGACCUUGUACAAAGCAACUACAGAUAACGCACAUGCGAUUGUUAUUACGUAAGCUAGUAUCAAGUUGCCGUUAUCUAAAUUGAAACAAUUUUGUUCUUUAAAAAUAAGUUAACGCCGUCCCUCGCAUUCACAUUUAAAAUCUGACAAAACUGACGGAGAUUACAUAAACAGAAGAGCAACGUAACUGGUAAGGUGAUUACGAAAUUACUGACUUUAAUAAAUUAUGAUUUUACUUAUUUAAAUAUAUAUUUUAAACUCUAACGCGGUGAGCUCUGUAAGAGAAUGUUGUUGUUAUAAUACAAACACGGGAUGGCAAUUAUUUAAAUACUUAAUUAUUCAAUAAUAAACAUGUUGCAUAUACAAUAAUGCUUAAGAAUGAAUAAUAAUUUCGACAAAUCCCAUGUGGCAUUAAUUUUCAAGAUAUUCGAAUGGUCCAGUUGCCUUCUUUUUCUUAUUCCCACAAAUCGUUUCUAUAUAUGUCUGCUCGGCAAAAUGAGACGGAGAGGCUUUCGUUUUUGCCUACGUAGGGACACAUUUGCUCGAUGAAAGUGGAGGUGACUCUUAUAUUUAUCAAGCUGUUGGUUAGCCUGUACAUUUUCACAAGUAAGAAGUCCGUAAAAUAUGGUGCCUGGAAUCGAUAUAAUAGGUCGGCAAUCACUUAUUCUUGUGUCGCCUGUUGAAAUGAAAUCUCAAUCCUAUAUUUAAGUUACAUAAAUACUCAAAAUCAACGAAUCUUGCGCAAAUUAUUCCGUAAAAUAAAGUUAACCCAUACAUUCCUUACAGCAAUAGCAAAACUUUCACCGCCAGACGUGGUAUGGUAACAUAGAUUUAACGAGAUACAAAAUGCUCGUUUUUUUUAUUUUGUGUGCCACCAUAUAUUCAAUGUGAAAUUCCCGCGACGAAAUCCGGACAUUUAAGAGCGAACAAAUAUAUUUUGGAAUAUACUGUGACACAAAAACCAUAAAAACAAGCAUUUAGUAUCGCUUUAAAUCGAUGUUUACAGACAGCGUUGAAAUGUUGCCUAUUGCCAGGCGCGGAGCUGUGCGUUGGCAGUGUAGGCACGUGCCUGCACAUCAUUAUAAAAAAAUCGUAAAAAUAAAACGCCCGAAAAUGCAAAAAAAAAUCGAAGGCUAUGGGGGUUACCUCUCUAGAAUUCACACAUCAAAUAUAUUGGACAUUACAAAUGUCCAACGAGUUCAUAUUCAAAACUAAGAAAGCAAACGUAGCAGAACCUGUGUGAAACUCGUUGGUGUAGCAGAGCAGAUGCGCUGACCACCUUCAAACAGUCGUUCCCAGUCGUCGUCAACGCACUCGACUGUCUGCAAGACGACAAUGACGAGAAGGCUGGCCAGUACCUCAACGCCAUACUUCGCUUCGACUUCAUAGUCGCACUGGUCACCACACAACACAUUAUCUCGUUCCUGGUCGGCCUGACAGAGGUGCUCCAGAAGAAAAGCAUGGACCUGUUGGAGGCCGUACGCGAGACCCAGGUCGUGGUUCAGGUGCUCAAGAACGAGAGAGCAGACCCAGCCGUCUGGGACGCCCUGUACUAUGAGGCUGUAUACCUGGAAGCUUCCGUGGAAGUGAUGCCAUCAACGCUUCGCAGAACUAGCAAACAACAGCACAGGGACAAACAUCCUGCCUCCGAUUCUAGGACAUAUUGGCGCAUAUCCCUGUACUACCAAUUCCUAGAUCACCUCGUGCAGGAAAUAAGUGACCGAAUACUGAAGAAUGCGGACCGUUUCGCGGCUCAGACGCUAAUUCCAUCGAGGGUACAGUCUGUCAAAGAAAAAGAUAAAGACAUAUCAGCCGUGUGCGAAUGCUAUGCAGCGGACCUCCAGUGUGAGCGUCAACAGCUGGACCAAGAGGUCAAUCGAUGGAAAGUCCGAUGGAGUCUAGUGGAUGCAGACAAACAGCCCAAAACACUGCUUGACGCACUGAAGGCUUGUGGAAGCGCUUACCCGCGUAUACAGCUGAUACUCACAGAAUUACUCACUAUGCCUGCAACAUCAGCAUCUUGCGAGCGGUCCUUCAGCUCCAUGAAGCGUAUAAAGACGUAAAUUCGCUCUACCAUGGGCCCGGAUCGCCUUACAGCGCUUGCAGUGCUUCACAUCCACCGGGAAAGUUUAAUGGACUUUGAAAAAUUGAUCAACACUUUUGCCUCUACCAAGAGUCGGAGCAUGCAGUUCCUCUAACCAAGCGAAUUGCCAUAUGUUGCCAAAACUGUUUAUAAUUAGAAAAAUUGUAACAAAUGUAAAACACGUUAUCACCGAAA